CACCAACAUCUGCGGCGAUCGCUGAUCUCCCCAUUCUCUCUCCUCAUCUCCCCUUUCUCUCUCCUCUCGUCCCCCGUCGCCGCCAUGGGAGGCCCCAACAAACCCUCGUCCUCCAAGUCCAAAUCCGAGGGCAAGCCUAAGCCCGUCGUCGCCAAGGACGAGGCCUACUUGAAUGCCGUCACUGAGAAGCGAGUCAAGCUCUUUGAAUCGAUUCAGGCUCAGCAGAUUGCGCAUCGCGAGAGUAUUGGCGGCGAACUCAUUAAGAUUACGCUGCCGGAUGGAGCGGUUAAGGAGGGGAAGAGAUGGUUGACUUCGCCACUAGAUGUGGCCAAGGAGAUCUCCCUUGGAUUGGCCUCAAAUUGUUUGAUUGCAGAAGUCAAUGGAGUUCUUUGGGACAUGGCGAGGCCGCUGGAAGAAGAUUGUACACUGAAGCUCUUCAAGUUUGAUAGUGACGAAGGGCGUGAUACCUUUUGGCAUUCUAGUGCCCACAUCCUUGGGGAGGCCCUGGAGAGGGAGUAUGGAUGCAAGCUGUGUAUCGGGCCGUGCACAACAAGAGGGGAGGGCUUUUAUUAUGAUGCUUACUAUGAGGACCUGACACUAAAUGAGGAGCAUUUCAGCCAGAUUAAGUCUCAGGCGAAUAAAGCUGUUGCGGAAAAACAGCCGUUUGAGCGAAUUGAGGUAUCUAGAGCACAAGCUCUUGAAAUCUUUGCAGAAAAUAAAUUUAAGGUCGAAAUCAUUAACGAGUUACCUGAAGACAAGACAAUCACUGUUUACAGAUGUGGCCCUUUAGUUGACCUUUGCCGUGGUCCACACAUCCCGAAUACAUCUUUUGUGAAAGCAUUUGCUUGUUUGAAGGCGUCAUCAUCCUAUUGGAGGGGGAAAUCUGACCGGGAGAGCCUUCAGAGAGUUUAUGGAAUUUCUUAUCCAGAUGCUAAACGUCUGAAGGAAUACCUGACCAUGUUGGAGGAAGCAAAGAAAUAUGACCACAGAAUUCUGGGCCAGAAUCAAGAACUUUUCUUUUUUCAUCCUCUCAGUCCUGGAAGUUGUUUCUUUCUACCAUAUGGAACUAGAGUCUACAACAAGUUAAUGGAUUUCCUUCGAGCACAAUACAGAGAAAGAGGCUACCAAGAGGUCCUAACACCAAAUAUCUAUAACAUGCAAUUAUGGGAGACGUCAGGGCAUGCUGCUAAUUACAAAGAAAACAUGUUUGUUUUCGAGAUAGAAAAACAGGAGUUUGGACUGAAGCCGAUGAAUUGCCCUGGGCACUGCCUGAUGUUUGAGCACAGAGUACGGUCUUAUAGAGAGUUGCCACUUCGCUUGGCAGAUUUUGGAGUUCUGCAUAGGAAUGAGCUUAGUGGUGCUCUCUCUGGUUUGACACGUGUUAGAAGAUUUCAGCAGGAUGAUGCACAUAUAUUUUGCAUGGAGAGCCAGAUUAAAGAUGAGGUCAAAAGUGUCUUGGAUUUCAUUAGCUAUGCCUACAAGAUAUUUGGCUUCACAUUUGACCUGGAGUUGUCAACGCGGCCAGAGAAAUAUUUGGGAGAUAUAGAAACAUGGGACAAAGCUGAAGAUGCUCUAAAGGAGGCUCUAAAUGAAUUCGGAAAACCAUGGCAGAUAAAUGAGGGGGAUGGUGCAUUUUAUGGACCAAAGAUUGAUAUUGGUGUUUUUGAUGCUUUGAAGAGAAAAUUUCAAUGUGCAACCUUACAGUUGGACUUUCAGCUUCCGGAUCGUUUUCAGUUAUCUUAUGCAGCAGAUGAUCAAGGAAAAACUGGGCGCCCUGUUAUGAUUCAUAGAGCUAUCUUAGGAUCUGUUGAGCGCAUGCUUGCAAUUCUUCUGGAGCACUAUAAAGGGAAGUGGCCAUUCUGGCUGAGCCCUCGACAAGCCAUUGUUUUUCCAGUUUCUAAGAAGAAUAAUGAUUAUGCAUUACAGGUACGUGAUCAAAUACAUCAGGCCGGGUACUUUGUGGAUGUCGAUGUAACAGGCAAAACAAUAGAGAAAAAGGUGCGAGAUUAUCAGAUGGCUCAAUACAAUUAUAUAUUAGUUGUUGGUGAAAAGGAAGCAACAAGUGGACAGGUGAGUGUUCGGGUGAGAGACAAUGACAAACUCACAGUGAUGUCCAUGGAGGAUCUACUCGGACUUUUCAAGAGCGAAACUGAAGCCUACCAUUAAAAACACGUGAAUUGAAGCACGUGAAUUGUGAUAAUUAUCGGAAUUGUGAUAAUUAUCGCCCGAUACCUGAUUUUUGCCUGUGGGAAAUUUCACGUAACAAAUUGUACCUAAAUCAUAUCAAUUUGUGUAUUUUAGUCCCCUAGCUAAGUUUUUGUGAAUUAGAGCAGACUGGCUACUUAUUUCUUAUCUAAGACUAAUUUUUGUCAAAACUCUCAUAUAUGACAACUUUUGUCAUGAAGAGGCGUUGAGCAGCUGGGCUUUGUUAUCUGAUACUUGUAUUUUUUUCUUGGGAUUAGGAAUAUGAUAAUUAAGGUAGCAUGACACAGUGAAAA
This is a messenger RNA of Asparagus officinalis (garden asparagus), 2498 nucleotides long. RefSeq names its product threonine--tRNA ligase, mitochondrial 1. Gene Ontology annotation, biological process: threonyl-tRNA aminoacylation. Lineage: Eukaryota; Viridiplantae; Streptophyta; Magnoliopsida; Asparagales; Asparagaceae. Gene Ontology annotation, molecular function: ATP binding; threonine-tRNA ligase activity. Bases 85 to 2166 code for a protein of 693 amino acids. The transcript is spliced from 21 exons. The record is from RefSeq and is a predicted model, not a curated record. Gene Ontology annotation, cellular component: chloroplast; mitochondrion; cytoplasm.